UUGUUCUGUGUAUUGUUUUGACAAGUUUAAAUUCUGAAGGACGUCUCAAAUCUCAAACCGUUUUAUUCAAAUAAGUGUUUUUCAGGCGUUUUACAGGUUCGAAUUGCUAUAUCGUACUAUAAGCUAGAGUCCACAAUGUUUUCAGAGGAGGAUACAGUAAUAGAGCAGAUCAGGCUCAAUUUUCCAGGCUUCACUAUAACGAAAGAUGCAUUGCUACGUCCCACGCCAGACGGGGUAAAAAGAUUCUACAGGAGGUUUUUGGAUGAGUAUCUCGAGCAGACAGUCCUGGCAUCCGCAAUCACGGAUAGUAAUAUCUCGGUAAUCCCGGAAGAUGCUGAGGAAGAGGUUCUGUUUAGUGAGAUUUCAAAAAUCGUAUCUAACCAUAUCAAAUUCAUGCUACGAGAUAUCUAUCAGCCUUCACAUGUGCGGACUGUGAAAUUUUUUAUGGUUUGCACCCACAUACUGUCGUUUCUAAAAUCUAUGGCGGAACAAUUCAAGCAGUUAAACGAUAAUGCCGUCGAAAUGAAAAUCGAAACUAUUCACUACGUAAAGGAACAUGAAAAUAUAUUGAACUUGGUCUCCGACAAUGCUAAGAAAAUUACACUGCAGGAAGAGUCAAAAGCUGCAUUGCAAAUAGAGCUGAAAGAGAAAAAGGCAGCUUUGGAACAAGUAGAGGAAAAGAGACGCAUCGCCGUCCAAGACUGCUUGGAAACUAGGAAAAUUAUAGAGCAAACGAAAAGUCGCAUGACUAAUGACCAGUUCGAGAUAGACAGAUUAGAGAAGUUACAUCAGAAACUGCAAUCGAUGUAUGUUAGCGAGGGUGAAUACCACUCCAUUAAGCACCAAAUAAAUACGCUGGAGGAGAAGUUAAGAGCCAUAGAAGAAGAGGAAAAUGAGCUUCCAGACAUGUUGUCUGUGGAGGAAGAUGAACUAGAAAACCAUCGCAAAUGCAAACGAAAAAUACCCGAACCGGAGAGUUUUGUUGAACAGGUUACACAUUUGAUGCAAAUUAAAGAUGAGCUCAAGAACGUUCUGGAAGAGGUUGAAAGCCUGAAAAAGCAAUUGCAGUUAGUUCAGAUCCAGUGUGACUGGGACAACAACAGUUUGGUAGGCAUAUGUACAAAAUGCCAGUCGCUAAAAAAGGAGUGCGAAGCGAUGACGAAGUUAUGUUGCCAAAGCGAACAGAAUCUGUUGAAGUCAAUCGAGAAGAUGCAGAAAAGUGUUAGUGGCAAGGAACGCGAUUUGCAGAGUAAUAUCGCUCAAUUGACUGAAGAAACUCUAACUAGAGAGACAGAUAUCAAAAAAAUGUUGGAAUUCAGCAAGGAGGCAUCUGUGAAAAUUGGGAUGGCAGAGCAGCACGUCUGUACCAGGUUUUUCGAAAUGCUCGUACGGAUUUCCGACGAGCUUAGGAGGCUCACAAACACUGCUCGAUCGGGGGGUUCUUGAGGAAACCUGGAUGUGUAUUAUUAUUACCUUAUUAAUUUCCUAAUGUAUUUCACUAUUAAAGCAAAUAAAUCGUUUAAACUAU
Messenger RNA from Acanthoscelides obtectus, 1528 nucleotides. NCBI's taxonomy places the organism in Eukaryota, Metazoa, Arthropoda, Insecta, Coleoptera, Chrysomelidae. The record is from the annotation of a GenBank genome assembly.